Cheilinus undulatus (humphead wrasse) is the source of this 663-nucleotide messenger RNA. RefSeq names its product cytochrome c oxidase subunit 5A, mitochondrial-like. NCBI's taxonomy places the organism in Eukaryota, Metazoa, Chordata, Actinopteri, Labriformes, Labridae. The coding region runs from base 86 to 511 and encodes 141 amino acids. Gene Ontology annotation, cellular component: mitochondrial inner membrane. Gene Ontology annotation, biological process: mitochondrial electron transport, cytochrome c to oxygen. The transcript is spliced from 5 exons. The record is from RefSeq and is a predicted model, not a curated record.
UCGCGUACGUGACCGGGCUAAGCAAGUUAGCGUUAGCUUCCUCCUUCACAGUCUUACCGGUUUGGGUAGCUGGCUGUCCCGCAUCAUGUUCCGAGCCGCUCUCCGACUCUCGGUCUCCGGUGUCCGGAGUUUAACAAAAACACAACCACGGUGCCAAGCUGUUUUGGCCACAAGGUGUUAUUCACAUGGGAAGGAAGAGACAGAUGAGGAAUUUGACGCCCGUUGGGUCACCUACUUUAACAAGCCAGACAUUGAUGCGUGGGAGCUGAGAAAAGGGAUGAACACACUGAUUGGUUAUGAUCUGGUACCCGAGCCAAAGAUUCUUGAUGCAGCACUGAGAGCCUGUCGGAGGUUAAACGACUUGGCCAGUGCUAUCCGGAUUUUGGAAGCUGUUAAGGACAAAGCCGGCCCUCAUAAAGAAAUCUACCCGUACCUGCUCCAGGAGCUGAAGCCAACAUUAGAAGAACUCGGUAUCUCUACACCUGAAGAGCUUGGCAUCGACAAAGCGUAGAGAAAUCUACCGAUGGUUGGCAUCCCCAGGACUCAGAACCCUUGUACUUUAAUGUUUGCCUCAUCUAAUACAUGUGAUAUUUAAUUUUGCCUUUAUUAAGUUCUUUUGCUUGUAAAAUAUUGAUGAACCUAAUAAAGGAAAGUGUAUGGUUA